AUGAUUGCAUGCUGGCUGAAAUGGAAAAAAUUGUUUCUUGGCGCUGUGGAUAAAUUUAUUCCAACAAGGAUCGUCAAAGACAAGAAUUGUCCGACUUGGAUUGAAGGAGAAGUUCGCCAUUUCAUAAGAAAGAAAUAUGAUGCUUUGAGAAAAUUUCAGCAGGACAGAUCUGAUAUCCGCAAACAAAACCUGCGCGAACUAAGUCAAAAAGUGAAAUAUUUGAUAAGGGCAAAGCACCGCGAGUAUCUCAAGAAAACCGAAGGUUCUUUCAAGGACAACCCAAAAUUAUUCUGGAUUUACCACAAGGCUAUCUUACACCACCAUGGAAAGUCAACUUCCAAAAUAACACAUAAUGGCAAAACAGUAACAACACCAGCUGGUAAGGCAGAGCUGUUCAAUUCGUAUCUCUCUUCUGUAUUUCGUCCUCCAUUUAAAACUCCAAGAUCUCGUUUACAAUCCGUUGGAUAA
Paramuricea clavata is the source of this 468-nucleotide messenger RNA. The record is from the annotation of a GenBank genome assembly. Lineage: Eukaryota; Metazoa; Cnidaria; Anthozoa; Malacalcyonacea; Plexauridae.